Messenger RNA from Synchiropus splendidus (mandarinfish), 1349 nucleotides. It is a transcript of the gene grsf1, whose product is annotated as G-rich RNA sequence binding factor 1. NCBI's taxonomy places the organism in Eukaryota, Metazoa, Chordata, Actinopteri, Syngnathiformes, Callionymidae. The record is from RefSeq and is a predicted model, not a curated record. Gene Ontology annotation, molecular function: RNA binding. Gene Ontology annotation, cellular component: ribonucleoprotein complex. The transcript has 10 exons. The coding region runs from base 131 to 1279 and encodes 382 amino acids.
CUGCCCUUGACUGACCCACGUGAGAUGCUCCAGUCUCAUAAUCUCGGUGAUAUUUGGGGAACUUUUUAUUGAAAGUCUGUCGUUGCGUCAAGAAACUAUUGUGGCCUUGUGUAUAGUAGCGCAUGCUAACAUGUCCGUAGCCGGUAAAUCAAUGUUGUUUUUGUUACGUCGGUGUUUGGGACCGGCGUCAGCGAUCAGAACCAGAACCCUGUCUGUUUACUCUGGGUUCCUGCAGCCACCGUCAUGGACCUCAGCAACCCAGUCUACGUGUGCGCAGAGCCUCUGGCGGACCUGGUCAGCCCUCAGAAGCAGCCGGCACCAGCUCUGCACCAAGGCGCCUCACGAAGAAGAAUACCCGCCGCUGCCGGCGUACGAGUCCGACCCAGAGCCGGCGAAGAAAGACAUCUACAUCAUCCAGGUCAAAGGUCUCCCGUGGUCAUGCACCACUGAGGACCUGCUGAAGUUCUUCUCUGAUUGUCGAAUUCGUGACGGCGAGUCGGGGAUCCACUUGACAUUGGAUCGACAGGGCCGGCCUUCGGGUCGAGCCUUCAUUGAGAUGGAGCACGAAGAAGACGUCCGGAAAGCCCUGGAGAAGCACCGGCAGUACCUGGGCCCCCGAUAUGUGGAAGUGUUUGAGCUGACCAACAGUGAGGCAGAAGACAUCCUGCGAAAGUCCAUCCAGACUCCCGCUGACACCCGAGUGGUCCGCCUCCGAGGGCUCCCCUUCUCCUCCACCGAGGAGGACAUCGCCCACUUCUUCAGAGGUUUGCACAUCAACCAGAAGGGCAUCACCAUCGUCCGCGACAGGAGAGGACGGAAUUCGGGCGAAGCCUUUGUCUGGUUCUCCACCCAGGAGGACGCAGACGUGGCGCUGCAGCGGGACAGAGACGCCAUCGGGAACAGAUACAUCGAGGUGUUUCCUAGCAACAGUGCUGAGAUUCGCUCGGGCUGGAGGAACGCUGCGCAGGUCAAGUCAAGAGAGACAAAGCCUUUCACACCAAGCAGCUUCAGAAGCGAGCCUCUGCCGCAGCAUUACAUCCACAUGAGAGGUCUGCCGUUCCAGGUGUCCGGAGAAGACAUCGUGAAGUUUUUCCAUCCGUUAGUUUUGUCCAAAAUCUUGAUUGAAUAUGGAGGAGACGGGAGGCCGAGCGGAGAAGCCGACGUGUACUUCAGCAGCCACCAGGAGGCCGUGGACGGCAUGUCCAGAGACCGACAGAACAUCAGAGACCGAUACAUCGAGCUGUUCCUCAACUCUGAAGUGGACACCACCACAAGAUGAAACAGGACUGGUGUAUUUAUUUUCAAACCCGGGCAUGUCAACUAAUAAACAUUCCUGGGGCGAACAACGA